This is a messenger RNA of Alexandromys fortis (reed vole), 426 nucleotides long. RefSeq names its product olfactory receptor 5I1-like. Gene Ontology annotation, biological process: G protein-coupled receptor signaling pathway. Gene Ontology annotation, cellular component: membrane. Lineage: Eukaryota; Metazoa; Chordata; Mammalia; Rodentia; Cricetidae. The record is from RefSeq and is a predicted model, not a curated record. Gene Ontology annotation, molecular function: G protein-coupled receptor activity; olfactory receptor activity; odorant binding. The transcript has a single exon. The annotation marks the transcript as partial.
AUGGCUCCAUCUAAAAUGAGCAAUCAUACCCAUGUCACAGAAUUCAUCUUCAUGGGAUUUUCCAACCACCCCAGCCUACAGGGUGUCUUCUUCCUGGUUUUCCUGGCCAUUUACUUGACCACUCUACUAGGAAACAUGCUUAUGAUGACGGCCACCAGGGUCAGCCCUGCCCUCCACACCCCAAUGUACUAUUUCCUCAGCAAUUUGAGCUUCUUAGACAUCUGCUACACGACCACCACCAUUCCGGCCAUGCUGGUGAACUUCUUCAGGGAGAAGAAGACCAUCUCCUACGAGGGCUGCCUCUCCCAGAUCUUCUUCUUUGUGACAUGCGCUGGCACGGAGGGUGUUCUUUUGGCUGCCAUGGCUUAUGACCGCUAUGUGGCCAUUUGCCGCCCUCUUCAGUAUCCGGUUCUCAUGAGUGCGAAG